Dacryopinax primogenitus is the source of this 546-nucleotide messenger RNA. RefSeq lists its product as uncharacterized. The transcript has 2 exons. The record is from RefSeq and is a predicted model, not a curated record. NCBI's taxonomy places the organism in Eukaryota, Fungi, Basidiomycota, Dacrymycetes, Dacrymycetales, Dacrymycetaceae. Bases 1 to 546 code for a protein of 181 amino acids.
AUGGUCACCCUUCGCCCAAACCCGCCACCCGUCUCCCCCGCCCUCGCUCGGGUCAUCCAAGAUCUUGCUCAGGCACAGGGGAUCCAGAUCCCAGACCCCAUCCCUCUCGCUUCUCCCUCCACGCCAACUUCUGCAACGGCACGAUCCUACGCUUCUGCUACAGCCGCCGCAGAAGCUGCUUCAGAAUGGAAUUCCCUCCUCAUCCAAGCCCGUGCUGAACGCGGCCCUCAGUGGGACGUACUAGGCCAACGAUACCUCGUCGACGUCUCCUCCGACCUAUACUUCGACCCAGCGGCGUUGAACCCCCCUCCCCCCGAAGACUUACCAGACGACGCCCUCACGCGUGAAGGCACCGAGCGCCCUAUGGUAAAUGGGAUACUACAUGAAGGAGUUGCGUCGGCGGCGAGUGCGAGCCCGCACUUGGGCACCAUUGGCAUUGGUCCUGGCGGAGGGGGCACUUUCAGCCCGAGCGUGGAUGGGAGAGAGGGGAGCAGGUUCGAGACGCCUCGGAGGAGUCUGAGGAGCUCGGGCCCCAAUGGUGCGUAG